Synchiropus splendidus (mandarinfish) is the source of this 848-nucleotide messenger RNA. RefSeq names its product peroxisomal membrane protein 2 (gene pxmp2). The record is from RefSeq and is a predicted model, not a curated record. Gene Ontology annotation, cellular component: cytoplasm; membrane. NCBI's taxonomy places the organism in Eukaryota, Metazoa, Chordata, Actinopteri, Syngnathiformes, Callionymidae. The coding region runs from base 62 to 634 and encodes 190 amino acids. The transcript is spliced from 5 exons.
GCCAGAAGGCGUUGUUUGGAAGCGCGUCAAAGUUAGUGUGGUGCAUGAGGCUCGAGAGGAGAUGCCUGUCCAAAGUGUGCCGGUCCGGGAGCUGCGUCUGUUGCACCAGUACCUGUUCCUUCUCAAGAGAUAUCCGAUCCUGACCAAGUCCGUCACCAGUGCUGUGAUCUCUGCCCUGGGAAAUAUCCUCUCACAGUAUCUAGAGUCCAGAAAAAAGGCCAAAAAUGGAGCAGCUGUCAGCAAGAUGGACGCAGCCGGACCUGCCCGUUACGCAAUCUACGGCCUACUGAUCACUGGUCCAGUCAGCCACUUCUUCUACCAGCUGAUGGAGGCGUGGAUCCCCAGCACAGACCCCCACUGCCUCCUCAAACGUCUCAUGCUGGAUCGACUCGUUUUUGCACCAGGGUUCCUGCUGAUCUUCUUCUUUGUGAUGAACAUCCUGGAGGUGAAAGGAUGGGAGGAUUUCGAGAAGAAGAUGAGAAGAACUUACUGGACGGCGCUGAAGAUGAACUGGAGAGUUUGGACUCCAUUCCAGUUUGUCAAUGUCAACUUUGUACCAGUCCAGUUUCGAGUGCUCUUCGCCAACGUGGUGGCCUUCUUUUGGUACGCCUACCUCGCGACUGUGAGGAAGUGAAGCUCCCCACAGGUUCCACCAAAGCUGAGGCAGAGCCAACAAACCAAGAAUCGCAGUUUAACCUGCCAACGCAUCGAUUUUGAGCGCAGUGGUUACAUUUUAAUGCUGCAUUUACAACUGCUGAAAAAGAUGGAAGUGCUCUUAUUCAUUUAAAACCACUGUGUUUUCUUCAUUAAAAUAUGUGGAAUAUUAAUGAUUAAACAUUUCAAACAUG